AAUGACUUGUUGGCAAACUCUAACCUAACUUGAUCCUAACCUAUACGGCCUUUACGUCGUUCUGUUUACGUGUUGCUAAAUAUUUUUGUCAGUAAUAUCGCUGAGUUAAUCCAGCAAAAUGUCGGAACGGAAAGUUUUAAACAAAUACUAUCCACCAGAUUUCGAUCCGUCUAAAAUACCUCGGAUGAAAUUGGCCCGAAACAGGCAGUACACGGUACGUUUGAUGGCACCUUUCAACAUGAGAUGCAAAACUUGUGGAGAGUACAUUUACAAAGGAAAGAAAUUUAAUGCCCGCAAGGAGGAUGUUGAAGGCGAUGACUAUUUAGGAAUACGAAUUUACAGGUUUUACAUAAAAUGCACCAGAUGCCUCCAAGAGAUCAGUUUCAAGACCGAUCCCAAAAAUACAGAUUAUGAGAUCGAAGCUGGAGCAACCAGGAAUUUUAUGGCCCUGAAAUUGGCAGAAGAACAAGCGCAAAGGGAAGAGGACGAAGAGAAAGAAGAGGAGGCUACCAAUCCUAUGAAGCUCUUGGAAAAAAGGACAUUGCAAUCGAAACAGGAAUUGGAGUUGUUAGAAUCAUUGGAGGAAUUGAAAGAUUUGAAUCGUAGACAACAGACUAUCGAUUAUGAUCAGAUGUUAGAACAGUUCGACACGGAGGCAGCUAAAUUGAGGACGGAGAAGGAGCAAGAGGAGUACGAUGAACAGUAUAUUAGAUCAGUAUUUGGCAAGAAACAAUCGAAUGGAGUUGUUGUAGAAGAAGAAAUCGUAGAAUUGGAUGAAGAAGAAAGGGGUGAACCUCCAAAGAAAACAAUGAAGACCGGUAAAAAGAAGGAGAACAGUGGUAGCAGUACUUUGAAGAUAGAAAAAGAGAGCAAGAGAAACAGUGAACCUGCAAAAACCUCCGAUUCAUCUCUUUGGUCAGAGAACGUCGGAUCAUCGUCAAGCAAAAAAGGUUUAUUAGGAAUAGUUAAAAGAAAAACGAAUUUAGGUGUGAAAGUGAACUCAAGUUCCACACAAAGUAGUACAGAAAAAGAUGAAGCGCAAACUGCAGCAGGUUCUACAGACAAGACAAGUACUAACAAAUCAAGUACAAGCAAAUCAGAAACCACAGAUAGUAAAACAAGCAAUGCCAACAAUGCUUUGUCCUUAUUGGGGGCUUACUCUGACAGCAGUGAGAACGACAGUGAAUAACACAGAAUUCGAUAUUGUACAUAAAAUUUUAAUUUUAUAAAAUAAACUGUAUCUACAAACGUAUUACACAAAUAUAAAAAGGUUUCAUUGAAUAUACAUAUAUAAAUUGAAACGUACGUUCGAUUAACAAUUACAAUGAAUUUUGGAUCUAAAUUGCCAAGUCUAUGUGUAUUUCUUAUGAUUUGCAUCGCAUUGCAUCGCGCCACCCACUAAAUGCAUGGUUGCAUCAUGGAGUUAGGAUAAUCCGUUCGUGUCAGGACCUCUGAAUUUUAUUUCAUUUGUACCGACGAUGUUUAGAAAGUUCCUUACAGGAUGCUGAAGCCUUUACCCCUAGAACACACGAAACAAAAUCGAUCAGAGAUGCAACUGGGACAAUACAAAGGCUGGUCUGUUUCAAAGGCUAGGCACUUUGUAAGGAACUUUCAAAUCAACGAUACAUGAUUUUAAACACUGUAGCAGGGAGUACCUAGCCUAUUAAAUCAGACCAUGUAAACAA
Megalopta genalis is the source of this 1685-nucleotide messenger RNA. Its product is annotated as splicing factor YJU2. Gene Ontology annotation, biological process: mRNA splicing, via spliceosome. The record is from RefSeq and is a predicted model, not a curated record. NCBI's taxonomy places the organism in Eukaryota, Metazoa, Arthropoda, Insecta, Hymenoptera, Halictidae. Gene Ontology annotation, cellular component: U2-type catalytic step 1 spliceosome.